This is a messenger RNA of Labeo rohita (rohu), 2090 nucleotides long. It is a transcript of the gene pdk2b, whose product is annotated as pyruvate dehydrogenase kinase 2b. Gene Ontology annotation, cellular component: mitochondrion. Bases 153 to 1382 code for a protein of 409 amino acids. Gene Ontology annotation, biological process: regulation of glucose metabolic process; protein phosphorylation. Lineage: Eukaryota; Metazoa; Chordata; Actinopteri; Cypriniformes; Cyprinidae. The transcript has 11 exons. The record is from RefSeq and is a predicted model, not a curated record. Gene Ontology annotation, molecular function: pyruvate dehydrogenase (acetyl-transferring) kinase activity.
ACAACAGGGGUCUCAAGACAAGAGAGCCCCAGGCUGAAUAAAGAACUGCACGAUAUAGGAUAUACGGAAAACCUUUCCAGGGAAAAGCUACAUCUUUGAUUUGAACGCAGAUAACACACAACGUUUAAGUUCUGAUAAUUAGAUCUUCCAAGAUGAAGUUCGUAAGGUAUAUAAUGAGGAAUGCUGCUAUGCUGAAUGCGCCCAAGCAUAUUGAUUAUUACGCGAAAUUUUCUCCAUCGCCGUUGUCAAUGAAGCAGUUUCUGGAUUUCGGAUCCACAAAUGCAUGCGAGAAAACAUCUUUCGCUUUCCUCAGACAAGAGCUCCCCGUCAGACUAAGCAACAGUCUGAAGGAAAUCCACCUUUUACCGGACCAGCUUAUAAUGACUCAGUCCGUUCAGCUAGUUCACAGCUGGUUUGUCCAAAGUCUGAUGGACAUCCUGGAAUUCCAAGACAGGAGUCCCGAUGACCCUAGAGUUCUUGCCGAAUUCGUGGACACUCUGGUGACCAUCAGGAACAGGCACAAUGAUGUGGUACCCACCAUGGCCCAGGGCGUCAUCGAGUAUCGAGACGCGUUUGGGGCAGACCCGGUGACAAGUCAGAACAUUCAAUACUUUCUGGACCGCUUCUACAUGAACCGCAUCUCCAUUCGCAUGCUCAUCAACCAGCACACUCUGAUCUUUGAUGGCUCCACAAAUCCAGGACAUCCCAGCAGCAUCGGGUGCAUUGACUCCUGCUGUGACGUCACAAAUGUAAUCAGAGAUGCAUAUGAGUGUGCUAAAAUGCUCUGCGAGCAGUAUUACCUCGGAUCUCCUGAGCUGGAGCUUAGAGAGAUAAACGCAAAGAACAAGUCGCAACCAAUCGAGAUUUCCUACGUUCCUUCUCAUCUCUACCACAUGGUUUUUGAGCUCUUCAAGAACGCAAUGAGGGCUACUAUUGAGAAUCAUGAAACAAGCAGCACGCUGCCACCAAUCAAAGUCAUGGUUGCUCUAGGCAGAGAGGACCUGUCAAUCAAGAUCUGUGACAGGGGCGGUGGUGUUCCUUUCAGGAAGACUGAUAGACUUUUCAGCUACAUGUAUUCGACAGCACCCAGACCUACUAUUGGUGAUCAUCAGCGAACCCCAAUGGCUGGCUUUGGUUACGGCCUUCCCAUCUCCCGUCUGUACGCACGCUACUUCCAAGGCGAUCUCCAGCUUUAUCCAAUGGAGGGGUACGGCACUGAUGCUGUAAUUCAGCUGAAGGCCCUGUCCACAGACUCAGUAGAGAAGCUUCCAGUGUUCAAUCAGACUGCCUUGCGCCAUUACAAAUUCGCCCAGGAAGCUGACGACUGGUGCGUCCCGAGCAAGGAGCCGCUGAACUUAGCUGCGUUCAAGGCUGCAAAGUGAACCACCGGAAAUAUGACAAAGGCCUUCAAGAAAUUGCCAAGAUAGCACACCAUUGCGAAUGCUCGCAUUCCCUACUGAACUGGGGACCAGUGACAGCAUUUCCCAAUGCUCUUUGAGUACUGUUGUCUGGGAACACCUAAACUGCAUGUGGCCAGAAUUGAAAAUGCAAAACAGUAGAUUCCUUGGUAAAAAAAUAAGUUAUUACUAUGGUGCUGCUGAAGUUGGUGUUUUUCAGCAAAAGCUCAGGGAUGAAGAGUCCCGCGCAUGUUAAGGCCUGGAGGGGCAAGAGAUUGGAUGAAUGUGAAUCUGAUUGAAGCAGAGUUAAGUGUAAAAGCAGGUGGAGAGAAGUGUAUGUAUUGCACAGGAGUAAAUACAGAAGGCAGAAGAAAAGUAGCUGGGAUGAGUGAGAAGUGGAAAAGUCAGAAAAAGUCAAAAUACAGGAGGAUGUGGCCAAAAAUGUUUUUUUUCCUCUUUAAAGAGGCUGGAUGGUUUGAAAUCAUACUUGAUGUGUGAUUAACACUUAUUAUAUAAGAAAAAAACAUCUAUGUAAGCACAUAUUAAUAGCACAGUAUUGUUGUGUUUGAUUGCUUUAUGAAUGACCACAAAAUGUAUACACUCAGUGUUGUGUUCACACUAUUUAUCAUUGUUAAAUGGACCUUUGCUGUUUGAGUUUUGUAAUAUUAAAUAAAUCUGAUAUUUUCUCAUCAA